GAACAGCGUAGUGGGUGUACUGGUACGUGGCAUUGGAUGCUCAUUUAACUCUCUGUCUCUCUUGUAGCCGCUGUUCUUCUUGUGGGAACCUGUAGCAGCGACAGGAGGAAGCUGCGAAGGAAGUGGCGAAGCAGCAACUGCCUCCAUCAACAUUCCGGUGCUGGAUUUUAUUCAUCCCAUACCGAAUACAAAGCGGAAGGCGAAGGAUCAGCAGAAAAGAAUAGUUUGCUCGCCAAAUCUGGUGCUGGAAUUCGCAUCGAUCUACCUACAUUUCAUCAUGUAUGUGAAUGUUAAUCUACGCAGGGUAUGGUUUCUACCUUCUACUUCCAGACUGGAAAACUUUAAUUGAUUGCCCAAGUCAAUAACACCUCAUGCCCCACGCAAUUUUAAUGGAGUUCAACCACUCCUGGUCCAUUUCGGCUACAGUGCCGUGGAAGUCUUUCAAAUAGCCGCACCUUCUUAAUUUUUCUUUCCUAACGUGUCAUCCUGCGGGCCUCAGUCACAAACCUGCAUUGAUCCAUAACUUCUUAAGGAUGCUUGUGCAAAUCUCGGCAUAGCUGAGCUCACACCUUGACAAUAAUCAUCCUUACUGUGCCAUUCCAAUUUCAAGAUUUAGAAUCCAUCAUGCUUCUGCUUAUUAAAGCAACUUGACAACAGUGGUGAUCAGCAAUUUAGUUGGUGAUGGAUCGGAGAAGUUGGCCCUGGAAGAAGAAGUCAUCUGAAAAGGAUGUCAAUGGCACCACUAAUUAUGUACAAAUUUCCGCUGAGACAUAUGCAAACCUGAUUGAUCUGGAAGAACAAGUGAAGAUCUUAAAUGAGAAAUUAUCUGCAGCAGAAAGUGAGAUAACAACUAAAGAUAAUCUAGUCAAACAGCACAUUAAAGUUUCUGAAGAAGCCAUUUUAGGUUGGGAAAAAGCUGAAGCUGAAUCCUCUGCACUGAAAAAUCAACUGGAAUCUGUCACUCUGUUGAAGCUUACAGCUGAAGAGCGUGCAUCUCAUCUUGAUGGUGCCCUGAAAGAGUGCAUGAAGCAGAUAAGGGAUGUGAAGCAAGAAAGUGAAGAAAAACUACACGAUGUGGUCUUUGCCAAAACCAAGCAAUGGGAAAAAGUCAAAACUGAGCUUGAGGAAAAACUAACUGAUUUUGAGCAGGAACUACUUAGAGCUUUUGCUGAAAAUGAUGCACUUUCAAGAUCUCUUCAAGAGCGAUCAGAUAUCCUUGUGGAAGUCAACAAUAAAAAAAUAGAAGCUGACACUGAAAUUGAAUUGUUGAAAAGCAAUAUUCAAUCUUGUGAAAAGGAAAUUCGUUCUCUGAAAUAUGAGCUGCAUGUAAUUUCUAAGGAGCUUGAAAUUCGGAGUGAAGAGAAAAAUAUGAGCAUAAAGUCUGCUGAUGUGGCCAGCAAGCAACAUUUGGAGGAUGUCAAGAAAAUAUCAAAGUUGGAAGCAGAGUGCCAAAGGUUACGAGGUCUUGUUAGGAAAAAGCUUCCAGGUCCUGCUGCAUUGGCACAAAUGAAGCUAGAGGUUGAGAAUUUAGGCUGUGACCAUGCUGAGAGUAGACUGAAACGGUCACCUUCUUGGAAUCCUAGCCCACAUUUCAUGUCAACUGCAACUCCUGAUUAUGCUUCUGAUAGCAUCCUCUCAUUGAAAAGGGAAAAUGAAUUUCUUACUGCUCGUUUAAAUGCAAUUGAGGAAGAAACAAAAAUGCUAACAGAGGCUUUGUCAAAACGGAACAGUGAGCUACAGAUGACAAGAGAUAUGUUUGCUAAAACAGCAAGCAGGCUUAAGAGUGUUGAAUCACAGUUUCUGUCGUUGAGCCAACAGAAGAUCUCACCAAAACCAGGCAUUGACAUCUCUUUUGACUCUACCUUAAGACAGUAUGAACACAACCCCCGACUCUGCACCUACAUGUCUGAAGAUGGAACAGAUGUGGAUACAAUUUAUUCUGAAUCUUUGGCUACAACAUUAUUGCCAGAUCUAUCACAAUUCAGUUCAGAAAAAGAGACUAAUAUGGAGCUUAUGGAUGAUUUUCUAGAGAUGGAGAAAUUAGCUUGUUUGACAUCGAAGUCCAAGGACAUGACUGCUACAAUUGCUUCCCAUGAGUUUGAUGUGGUGGAAACUCAAAAUGCUGAUGUCGAUAUAUUAGAUAUUCACAAGGAUAAUACCAACACAGAACAGAUGAUGUCAGGGAAGGGAGAAAAUCUUCUUUUUCCUGAUAUUAGAGGAGAACCUGAAAGGAAUGAACUUGGUUCUCCCUUGAUAAAACUUCAGUCAAGAAUUGUUUCUAUUCUUGAAUCGCUGCCUCAGGAAGUUGACAUUGCUAGAGUUCUUGAUGAUAUAAGAUACAUUAUGCAAGACACACAGGAAAAAUCAUCUGGGCAUUCUAUGAGCUGUGUCAUCAAAGAAAGCAAUACUUUUGAUACUUUUUGCAAUAAAAAGCCAAUCAAUAGCGACAUGGAUGACCCUACUAGUACCAGCAUUUCUUCUGAGAAAGAGAGCAAUACAUUCCCUGAUGAUAAACAAUUCUCAAAUCAGGGGCUAAAGAAUGCAUUAUCUGAGAUUCAUAAUUUUGUAUUAGUCCUUGGUAAAGAAGCCACAGAACCACAGUAUAGGUCAUCUGAUGUUCGAGGACUAAGUGAAAAAAUCCAACAAUUCUCUUAUUCUGCCAAGAAAAUUAUUGUCGAUGAAGAUACUUUGAGUGACCUUGUUGGUGCUUUAUCACAUGUUUUAUCUGAAGCCAGUAAAAUGGGUUUAAGAAUUACAUUUGGUAUGGGCUCUGACUGGGAGGGUAAUAGUUCAGAUUGUAUAGACAAGGUAACAUUACUGGAGAAUGGAGUGACACAACAAGAACCAAUAGAUGAGAAUCUUUCAGGCAAUUUUAAUGCUUCAACUCAAUCUUUUUCUCAUCCAGAGAUUGAAGGGACUAAUGGCAACAACUCAGAAGAAAGGAACACGAUGAGUAAACAAUCCUGGGAGGAAUUUCAACAGAUGAAAAUGGAAAAAGAAAAUGUGCAAAUUGAACUUUCAAAUUGUACUGAAUUAUUGGAAGAGACAAAAACUCAGCUUGUUGGAACUGAACAAAGGCUGGAAAUGCUUAAAUCUGAAUUGGCUGCAAGCCAAAGAUCAAUCAGCUUGUCUGAAACUCAGUUGAAGUGUAUAACUGAGUCCUAUAAUUUGCUGGAGUCACGCAUGAAGGAAUUAGAAACUGAAGUCAACCAACUACAUAUAGAAGUUCAAACUUUAAACAAUGAGCUUCAGGUAGAAAGGAAACUUCAUCAAGAUGAUUUAGCUAAACUGAAAGAUCUUCAAGAGGAAAUUGAGAGGAAUGCGAAAGACACAAGAAAAUCAGACUCUACAAAGCAGGAGAAAGAAAUAUCAGCUGCAGCAGAGAAGCUGGCUGAGUGCCAAGAAACCAUACUUCUUCUUGGGAGGCAAUUGCAAGCGUUGCGGCCGCCAACAGAGAAGCUGGAGUUUUCUCCAAAUUCUAUACAUCAAAUACAUAAUCAAGAUGCACCAGUUUCUAUUGCCUUAAACAAAACAGCGCACUCGGUAUCCAAGACGGGAAGUACACCAACAAUGGCAAAUAAACUUCCCUUGGAUGGGUCUUCCUCCUCGAUUAGCCUAUCAGACACUGAAGCAAGUCAUCUUCUGAAAUCACCUAUCAACUCCAAGCAACAAAUGUAUUGGUCACCUGGAUCGUCUUCUCCGAGUGCUUUGCCUGAGAAACAUGGCCGUGGAUUUAGUCGGUUUUUCUCCAAAGGGAAAAGUGACAAUUAGCUUACAGUUUAUGCAUCAAGAUGAUAAAUAUUCUUCAGAUGAAGCAUAAAUGGACAUACAGUGAUCUUUGCACAUCGUCAGUGAAGAAAUGCAGAUGCUGUCUCAUCUGUGGCUUGUCUUUCUAUCCAUGCACAUUUAUGUAAGUGAUCAUCGUGGAAAUCGAUUUCUCAAGAAGGGAAAAAAACAACAAAAUCGUAAAAGAAAAAAAAAAUCGAUGUACAAACUUUCAUUUAAGCUGCUGCUUUUGAAGAUUUUGUGUUGGUUCAUGAA
Molecule: messenger RNA, 4041 nt
Organism: Zingiber officinale
Lineage: Eukaryota; Viridiplantae; Streptophyta; Magnoliopsida; Zingiberales; Zingiberaceae
Product: filament-like plant protein 4
Exons: 7
Coding region: 682-3771 (1029 amino acids)
Source: RefSeq, a predicted model, not a curated record